Messenger RNA from Ictalurus furcatus (blue catfish), 3978 nucleotides. Its product is annotated as NACHT, LRR and PYD domains-containing protein 12-like. Gene Ontology annotation, molecular function: protein binding. NCBI's taxonomy places the organism in Eukaryota, Metazoa, Chordata, Actinopteri, Siluriformes, Ictaluridae. The record is from RefSeq and is a predicted model, not a curated record. The transcript has 13 exons. Bases 313 to 3591 code for a protein of 1092 amino acids.
CACACACACACACACCUGUAUGGAAAUGUCAAUGCAAAUAUUAUGAUAAUGAACUUCUCUAAACUCUGAAUCCUGCUUCUGUCCCUCUGACCGGACUGGCUUUGUUUGUAGUCAUGGGUGUGUGUGUGUGUGUGUGUGUGUGUGUGUGUGUGUGUGUGUGUGUGUGUGUCCAACAAACCAGUCAGAUGAGGAAGGGAAACACAGCAGCUGUGUUUUGUGUCGAUGGGAAAUAACUUUAAACUUUAAGACUUUUCAGGAGUAAAAACACAAAUGAUGUAGGAAAAGAGAUCAGACUCACCAGAACCCAGCUGUAUGUCCAUGAAGAGUGACCGGUCAAAAGAUUACCCAGCUAACUUCAGAGACAGAGACAGAUCACCUGGUCUGAGAAUGAUGGAGGGAAAGAGAUCAGACUCACCAGAACCCAGCUGUGUCUCCAUGAAGAGCGACCGGUCAAUGCAUCUCAUAACUAACUUCAGAGACAGAGACAGAUCUCCUGGUCUGAGAAUGAUGGAGGGAAAGAGAUCAGACUCACCAGAACCCAGCUGUGUGUCCAUGAAGAGUGACCAGUCAAUGGAUGAUCCAAUUCACUUCAGAGACAGAGCCAGUUCUCCUGAUCCGAGACCACAACAGAAGAAAUCAAACCUCAGCAGAAAUCAGUUGGACUCCAUAUUCAAGGAGCUGGAACACAAAGUCAUCACUCUGAUGAAGAAAGAGCUGAAGAGGUUUAGGAAGCUCCUGAGUCCAGAUUACCCAGCAUGCACUGAGAGGGAGGUGGAGGAUGAGGAGGAUCUGCACAGUGUCAGAGACGGAGCGCUGAAGAUCACACUGCACGUCCUGAAGAACAUGAACCACACAGAUCUCGCUAACACACUGCACAACAAGUCUGAGGCCUCUGUGUAUCAGACAAAUCUGAAAUCCAACCUGAGAGAGAAGUUUAAAAGAAUUAAUGAAGGAAUCUCACAGCCUGGAAGUUCAGCACUUCUGAAUGAGAUCUACACAGAGCUCUACAUCACAGAGGGUUGGAGUGGAGACGUCAAUAAUGAACAUGAGGUGAGACAGAUUGAGACAGCGUCCAGGAGACCAGCAGCACAGGAGACACCCAUCAAAUGUAAUGAUCUCUUUAAAGACGAGUCCAUCAGAAGAGUUCUGACUGAAGGAGUUGCUGGAAUUGGAAAAACAGUCUCUGUGCAGAAGUUCAUUCUGGACUGGACUGAAGGAAAAGCAAAUCAGGACGUCACCUUCAUGUUUCCACUUCCCUUUAGAGAGCUGAAUCUGAUGAAGCAGGAACAUCUCAGUCUGAUGGAUCUUCUUCAUCACUUUUUCCCUGAAAUGAGAAAACUACAAUUAAUAGACUCCUACAAAGUGGUGUUGAUCUUUGAUGGUCUGGAUGAGUGUCGACUUCCUCUAAAUUUCCAGAAGAAUGAGAGACUGUGUGAUGUGACAGAGUCAGCCUCAGUGGAUGUGCUGCUGACGAACCUCAUCAAGGGGAACCUGCUUCCCUCUGCUCUCCUCUGGAUAACCUCUCGACCAGGAGCAGCCAAUCAGAUCCCUCCUGAGUGUGUAGACCAGGUAACAGAGGUACGAGGGUUCAGUGAUCCUCAGAAAGAGGAGUACUUCAGGAAGAGGAUCAGUGAUCAGAGCCUGGCCAAUAAAAUCAUCUCACACAUGAAGUCUUCAAGAAGCCUCCUUAUCAUGUGCCACAUCCCAGUCUUCUGCUGGAUCUCAGCCACUGUUCUAGAGAGAAUGUUGGGUGAAGCAGAGAGUGGAGAGAUCCCCAAGACUCUGACUCAAAUGUUCACACACUUCCUGAUCUUUCAGAUCAAACAAAAGGACCAAAAGUACCAUCAGAAAUGUGACCCUGAUCCUCAGCAGACCAGAGAGAGUAUCCUGGCACUGGGAAAACUGGCUUUCCAACAGCUGGAGAAAGGAAACCUGAUCUUCUAUGAGGAAGACCUGAGAGAGUGUGGCAUUGAUGUGAGAGAAGCGUCAGUGUACUCAGGAGUGUGUACCCAAAUCUUCAGAGAGGAGUUUGGGCUUCACCUGGGGAAGGUGUUCAGCUUUGUACAUCUGAGUGUUCAGGAGUUUCUGGCUGCUUUAUACAUGUUUCUCUCCUUCAUCAGCAGAAAUGUAACAGAACAACAAACCACUGAUCUGUCUGAUCUUCUCACAAAGUCAGACAUGUCUGAUCUCCUCAGGAGCGCAGUGGACAAGGCCUUACAGAGUGAGAACGGACACCUGGACCUGUUCCUCCGCUUCCUUCUGGGUCUCUCACUGGAGUCCUAUCAGACUGUCUUACGAGGCUUAAUGCCACAGACAGGAAGCAGCUCUCACAGCAAACAGGAAACAGUCGAGUACAUCAAGGAGAAGAUCAAGGAGAAUCCAUCUCCAGAGAAAUCCAUCAAUCUAUUCCACUGUCUGAAUGAACUGAAUGAUCAUUCUCUAGUGCAGGAAGUACAGACUUACCUGAACAGAGGAGAUUACAGGUGUCUCUGGGGAACCAGACUCUCUCCUGCUCAGUGGUCAGCUCUGGUGUUUGUGUUACUGAACUCAGAUCAGGAUCUGGAUGAGUUUAAUUUGAGUAAAUAUUACCCAUCAGAGGAAUGUCUUCUGAAGCUGCUGCCAGUGGUCAAAGUCUCCAGAAAAGCUGAUCUGUGUGGGAAGGAUCUGACAGAGGAAAGCUGUAGAGGUCUAUCUACAGUUCUCAGCUCAAACUCCUCCAGACUGAGAGAACUGAACCUGAGUCACAAUUAUUACCUGCAGGAUUCAGGAGUGAAGCUGCUCUCUGCUGGACUGGAGAAUCCACACUGUACACUGGAGAAACUGAGCCUGCGUUGGUGUAUACUCACAGAGGAAAGCUGUAGAGCUCUGUCCUCAGUUCUCACCUCAAACUCCUCCAGACUGAGAGAACUGAACCUGAGUAAGAAUUAUAAAUUGCAGGAUUCAGGAGUGAAGCUGCUCUCUGCUGGACUGGAGAACCCACACUGUACACUGGAGAUACUGAAGUUGUCUUACUGCGGUAUUACAGAUGAAGGUUGUGUUGCUCUGGCUUCAGCUCUGAGGUCAAACACCUCAUCACACCUGAGAGAACUGAAUCUGAACGGUAAUAAUCCAGGAGAAUCAGGAGUGAAGCUGUUCUCUGAUCUACUGAAGGAUCCACACUGUACACUGGAGAAACUACAUCUGCGUGAGUGUAAUCUGACAGCGGAAAGCUGUAGAGCUCUGUCCUCAGUUCUCACCUCAAACUCCUCAAGACUGAGAGAACUGAACCUGAGUGAGAAUAACCUGCAGGAUUCAGGAGUGAAGCUGCUCUCUGCUGGACUGGAGAAUCCACACUGUACACUGGAGAUACUGAGGUUGUCUUACUGCGGUAUUACAGAUGAAGGUUGUGUUGCUGUGGCUUCAGCUCUGAGGUCAAACACCUCAUCACACCUGAGAGAACUGAAUCUGUACUACAAUAAUCCAGGAGAAUCAGGAGUGAAGCUGCUCUCUGAUCUACUGAAGGAUCCACACUGUAAACUGGAGAAACUACACAUUAAUAGCAGAAUCAUUCACAUUCAGAUGCAGAAGUUCCACAGCAAUAACCGUAACUGAUCACAUCCUUUAUCCACUCAGCUCCACCUCACUUCAGGCUGGAAUAAUAAUAAUAAUAAUAAUAAAUCUCCGGUUCUCAGGUCACAACAUGCCAUGUAUAUGAGUAGAAGUAAUCUCACAUUAUAACACAGAAAAGAAAAUGCAUUGUAAAUAAUAAUCAUGUAGACACUCUGAAUACUGAAGAUCUUUACAUCAUUUUAAAAACAGAAUCGAAAACCUUCUUGUACAUUUACUGUAAAGUCGUUCCAUACAAUUUCAUACACAUGUUGAUAUUUAUCUUCUCUGUAUCUUGUUCUUACACGGACUUGAAACUCGGUACUCUCUGUAUUUACUGUGUUUCAGAAAUUUCUAACUGAAAUAAAAUAAAGGAACUAUUGUAAAAAUACA